Molecule: messenger RNA, 1218 nt
Organism: Lactuca virosa
Lineage: Eukaryota; Viridiplantae; Streptophyta; Magnoliopsida; Asterales; Asteraceae
Source: the annotation of a GenBank genome assembly
CUUCCAUCCCUAAUUAAAUUACCCCUUUCUCCAUCGAAACCACUGUCCAUUGUUUUGAUCAAUGUUUUUGAUCUGAUAUGGCUGUUGAGCUCAUGAAUUCCAUCAGAAUCAAUAGUUUCAAUGGUAAAAUGGAAGAAAUCGCCGUCCGUGAAGCCGGCGCCGCUGGGCUUAAGAGCCUUGAGAAUCUAAUCGGAUUACUUUCAUCCCAAUCCCACCAUGAACCGUCGUACUCCGCCGGCACUAGCGAUGCUUCUUCCACCACCGAUUACGUAGCUGUCGCCGAUGUCGCUGUCACUAAGUUUAAGAAAUUCAUCUCUCUUCUCGAUCGGACUUCCACCGGUCACGCUCGAUUCCGACGUGGACCUGUUUCAAAUGCACCUGUUGUAUUAGAGAAAAAGUCGGCAUUCACUCCGACGGCGGGAAAUAGCAGCCAGCAAUACAAUCAGACGGUUGUAGCGGCGGCGGAGAAGGUAAAUUCCUCUGCGGCACCGAUUCAGCAGCGGUUUCCCCAAAUCCAUCUGGCGAAAUCGGGAUCCUUUGAUAGGAAGGAUGUUCCUACCAACACCAUCAAUUUCGCCGCCGCUGCAGCCUCCCCGGCGAAUUCGUUUAUGUCAUCGUUGACCGGAGACACCGAUGGGUUACAACCGUCGAUGUCUUCUGGAUUUCAGAUCACGAACCUUUCACAGGUUUCUUCCGCGGGCCAGCCGAAUAUGUCGACUUCUUCUUUCAAAAGGAAAUGCAACUCAGUGGAUGAUUCUCACACAAAAUGCACCAAUUCUUCCGGUCGCUGCCAUUGUUCCAAAAAGAGGAAAUCAAGGAUGAAGAGGGUCGUGAGAGUGCCGGCGAUAAGCAUGAAGAUGGCUGAUAUACCGCCGGACGAUUAUUCUUGGAGGAAGUACGGCCAAAAGCCGAUUAAAGGGUCGCCACAUCCAAGGGGUUAUUAUAAAUGUAGCAGUUUAAGAGGUUGUCCUGCAAGAAAACACGUGGAAAGAGCUUUAGAUGAUCCAACGAUGCUAAUUGUGACUUAUGAAAGCGAACACAAUCAUUCCCUUAAUGUGAAAGACUCAUCUGCAACUAUAAUUUUUGAAUCUUCUUGAUUUGGAUUUUUCAAAAAAAAAACGUACAAAUUAAAAUUUCGAACCCUUUAAGGGAUGUAAUGUAAGUGUGUUAAUGGUGCUCAAUUGUCAACAAGGAAGCUUGCAUUUCACUAUCUUUGAG